This is a messenger RNA of Mycetomoellerius zeteki, 1193 nucleotides long. Its product is annotated as coiled-coil domain-containing protein 137. The transcript has 3 exons. NCBI's taxonomy places the organism in Eukaryota, Metazoa, Arthropoda, Insecta, Hymenoptera, Formicidae. Gene Ontology annotation, cellular component: nucleus. The coding region runs from base 220 to 1080 and encodes 286 amino acids. The record is from RefSeq and is a predicted model, not a curated record.
AAUUUUCACGAGCUGCUCAAACCGACUGUUUCAGCGACAAAAAAGAUCACGUGAUCAAAAUGGACGCUUGAUAUUCAUCAAUUUUGAUCACAUGGUCCUUUUUGUCGCUGAAACAACCUGUAUAAGCAGCUCGCGAAAUCAGCGAAAAUCAGCGAAAAUUUACCUUUACGGAAGGUGUGUGCCACGGUCUUAACGCAGGAAAAUCAAUGAAACGCGAAUAUGGGUCGCAAAAUACCAGGAAAGAAGCAUCGGGGUAUUAAAGACAAACAGCGCUUUAAACAUGUAGCGGAGUUAGAAUUGUGUACGAAUACAGCGUCGAAAAAUGUAUACGAGCAAGUAAUGCCAAAGAGUCUGGAGCGUAUAAUUAAAUUAAAAGAAGCUGUAAAGAUCAAUACUGGCAUCUUGAAAAGGAAGAAGAAGAAGAAGAAAAAGAAUGCUCUUAUCUGUAUAGGGGGGGGGCUACAGCAUCAUAAACCAAAUCAUCCAAAAGCAAAACUAGAUAAGGUUAUACCAGUACUUCAACAACGACCAGGCGAAUCUAGUAAACAAUUUAUGCACAGAGUAUCUAGAGAUACAUAUAAUUUUUUAAAGGAAGUAGCAUUUGAAAAAAAAUACGGUAUUCAGAUUGAACGGAAUUCAAAUACUAGUGAAAUUCAAGCUAUAACAAAAUGCAAACAUAAAAAGGAUACUAUAGAAACAUUAGAAAUUAAGCAUAAGAAUAUUAAUAGAAAAAAGAUACUUGAAAGCUCUGCAACUUCGUCAAAAAAUGAAAAGCGAAAACUGAAAGUAUGUGCACGAAAAGAAAAAAAGCUUGAAAGCUUUAAUGAAUUUGAGAGAUUGCAAGAUAAGAUUGUUUUUGGUGAAGUAGUCUAUGAACCUCCUAAGUUGGAAAUUAAGUCAAAUAAAAUUAAUGAAGUUAGAAAGCCAAAAAAUUUAUUAUUGAAUUCAUUAUUAAAAGGUUCUCAAGAAGACGUUUUUGCUUCCAAAGUGAUUAAUCGAUUUAGAAAGAAAAAACACUUACCUGAAACAGAAAGAAGAAAACUAGAGGAACAACAAAUAUUGCAGCCUACAAAUAAUUGAAGUCUGAACGAUCGAUUAAUAGAAACUACUAGGAUGAUGUUGAUAACGUGCACAUAGAUUGAACAGACCGACGGGAUCAAGCCUCUCUAGGACCUCUGGAUCACGUACACCAG